Messenger RNA from Aspergillus lentulus, 456 nucleotides. It is a transcript of the gene tpcK, whose product is annotated as decarboxylase tpcK. Gene Ontology annotation, molecular function: oxidoreductase activity. NCBI's taxonomy places the organism in Eukaryota, Fungi, Ascomycota, Eurotiomycetes, Eurotiales, Aspergillaceae. The record is from RefSeq and is a predicted model, not a curated record.
AUGGCUUCUUCCACGCACCCGGAAGUGCCCGAGCUCACUGGUUCUGAUGAGAACAAGUACCUUUGCCUCACUAUCUGUGGCUACCGCAAAGCAGGCAUGAGCGAGGAAGACUACCGAAACCAUAUGGUCCACGUCUCUGCGCCGAUGACAAAGCAUCUCAUGGUCAAGUAUGGCAUCAGGCGAUGGACACAGAUCCACAACCAAGCCGCUACGCGCGCAUUGAUGGCAGAGCUUUUCGAUCCGCAGAUGGCGAAUGUCGCCGACUUCGACUGCUUCAGUCAGGUCGUGUUUCAGGAUGUAGAGGACUAUAAACGGAUGAAACAGGAUUCCUGGUAUAAGGAGCAUUUGGUUGGUGACCAUGAGAACUUCGCGGAUACGAAGCGGACGCUGGUGACUAUCGGGUGGAUUGAGGAGUUUGUGCGAGACGGUGAAGCUGUUGAUGGAUUCAAGUCCUAG